AUGCAUGACGAACGUCGCCUCAGUCAGAGGAACGGUAGCUUCAGUCAGAAACCUGGGUGUCCGCUGAGGAAAGCGGAGCAAGCGAAGAAGAAACGAGAGGAAGAGAGAAGAGGAAAGAUAGAGGCGAAGAGAGGGCGAAGUGAAAGAGAGAAAGGAAAAAAGAAAGAAGGAAAGAAAGAGGAAAAAAGAGUUAGAGGACAAGAAAGGAAAGGGAGUUUAGGUCGAGAAGCGGCAUCACGGAACGGCGCGACGCGACGCGGAGGGUCGAGGGAAGAAAAGAGGCCGAGGCGGGAGAUCGGAGAUCCGAAAGCUCGGGAGGAAAUACGCUGGCACGGCAGACGCGCGGCGGCGAGAUAUCAAGAAGACGGUCGGUACAGGACGUGUGCGCUUUAUCACGAAGGGAAAACCAAGGUCGCGGCUACUAUCAUGGACUACCGAAAGUGAAGCGUAUCGAUUAGAAGAGCGAGCAUAACGCAAUCAAAUGUCAAACGUAAUACACCGUGCGCUCGAGUCGGCGAUUUAUCCUCGAUAGAAACAGAGAGAUCGAAAAGGAGAAAAAGAGAGAAAAAAAGAGAAAGACCCGGUACUUCUCAGAUCUCUUGCGACCAGAAUCCGUGGUCCCAAUUGGAGCAUGCUAGGCAGAUUGCAGUUGAUACAGUUGCACGCGUAGCACCGUUACGUUUUCUAUGCAAUAAUCGUCGUUGUGUCGUAACAUAUCGCCGCUCGUGAUUUUUUAUCAAGUUUAUCCUUCCCUUCCUCACCCUCUCGAUAUCAAUCGACCGCCCCGUAUCUCCCGCCCACCCUGCACACACACACACACACACACACACACGCACACACACACAUACACGCACACACACUUAUACGUAUAUAUACACAUACACACGUACACACAUAUACCUGUAAUAUACAGACAUUCCAUCCUCAACUUCCUAGUGUACCUACCGCGAGUUCAAACGAAAAGUCGGCCUAACCCAGAGUUGCUACAGACGUGCCUUUAGACUGGCAGUGAGUAGUAAGCAGCUAAAGAGAGCAAACAAGAAAAAAUAAAAGAGAAAAGAGCAUCAUUGCUGUUCAUUUAGGUCAAUUAUAACACCACGCCCAGCCGUAUAAUCGGGUGCGUCAAAAGUGGUGGUAGAGAAGGAAGAAGAAGAAAGAGAAAUAUAUACGUAGAUAUAUAUAGACAGAUAGAAAAAGUUAGAAGGGUAGAAGAGAAAGAGAGAGAGAGAGAGAGAGAGAGGAGAAUAAAGAAAUAGAGAA
Trachymyrmex cornetzi is the source of this 1260-nucleotide messenger RNA. Its product is annotated as UPF0329 protein ECU05_1680/ECU11_0050-like. The record is from RefSeq and is a predicted model, not a curated record. Lineage: Eukaryota; Metazoa; Arthropoda; Insecta; Hymenoptera; Formicidae. Bases 1 to 444 code for a protein of 147 amino acids. The transcript is spliced from 3 exons.